Messenger RNA from Cyprinus carpio (common carp), 10326 nucleotides. RefSeq names its product A-kinase anchor protein 13-like. Gene Ontology annotation, biological process: adrenergic receptor signaling pathway; regulation of Rho protein signal transduction; positive regulation of canonical NF-kappaB signal transduction. The record is from RefSeq and is a predicted model, not a curated record. Gene Ontology annotation, cellular component: membrane; actin cytoskeleton. Bases 427 to 8004 code for a protein of 2525 amino acids. Gene Ontology annotation, molecular function: MAP kinase scaffold activity; guanyl-nucleotide exchange factor activity. Lineage: Eukaryota; Metazoa; Chordata; Actinopteri; Cypriniformes; Cyprinidae. The transcript has 39 exons.
ACACCUCACUGCUCCCAUUAACUGCUGCUGGUCCCGCCCUAUGAGACACGCGGACUAGAAUACAAGUUGCUACAGUGUAAUAAGUGAUUUGUGUCUCUCCAUUCUGAGACCGUUUUACAUUCGUCUAAAACCCGCAGCGAAGCAUAAAAGUUCCAAAACUGUAACGCGCGGUUUGUUUUGAUACAUUUCAGAACGUUUUUGCUCCAGUCAAACGCCAUAGCGCAACACUGUAACAAAGUAGUUUGUCUCGCGACGUUCAUUGUGCAACCAGUGGAAUAGAAGGACAACUCGGCGUGUUUGCGGUAACCAGUCUCACAGUCCCGAGGAGGAGACAAUGUUGGAUGGUGUUUUGUGAGCGUUUAAAGGGAAUGAGAGUGAACGAGGAAAGCACGCUUUGAGCACUGCAGCGUUUGAGUGGCCAGUGCCAUGAAACUGAAUCCACAGCAAGCACCGUUAUAUGGCGAGUGUCUGUUGACUGUCCAGCUCUGUGAGGAAGAGUGUGUCGAGGAUGAGGAGGAUGUAGAGUUUUACCUACUAUUCGCCGGCACCACCCAGAGGCACAUUUCCAGCACUUUGAAAGUCAGCCAUGUCACGCUGCAAGCCGUGUGCCCAGCUCAUGAUCGGAGUGAAACUGUGCGGGUCACGCUGUGCCAGGCCCGGCCUGGGGGCUCAGUGGACCCUGUGGCUGAGGAACACUUCCAGUUUGUGCAGGACCUCGCCCUGGACAUGGCCCAGUUCCUAGUGAACGCGGUUGGGAAGACAGAGGGAGCGUUACUUCUAGACGAGUGUCAGAUCCCCCUGAAGGAGUGUGAGAGGUUGGAUGAUACUCUGGCUCUUGCUCUUAGACAUCUGCCUCUGCCGGCGGGCUGGAGCGUCCUGGGCACAGACUGGGACACGGGCACUUGCACAGGCUUGAGAAUUGAACCUGGACCGCAAGACACACUUUUGCACUUUGCUGCAAAGCGCGGGCUACGCAAGGUAGCACUGUUUCUCCUGCAGCAACCUGGAGGAAGAGAGGCCCUCCGACUUCGUAACAAACAGGGUCGUACGCCGGCCAGGGUCGCCCAGAAGAAAGGCCACACGCAGCUCCAGAAACUGCUGACGGAGGUUGACAAGCUGCCUGAGUUGGAGACGAAAACAUCCAAGUGGCGUUACCCAGAAGGCAGAGUUCUGCGACACCACCCCAAGCUAAACACUUACACCCUGACGUUAGAGGAUUUGCCAGGGAGUCCCCCACCUAGCCUUCAGUGUGAUGUGGAGGAGCUCCAAUGCCUCAUUCAGUCACAUCAGAAGGAAGAUCCUCCGCCACAGCAUAAGCCAGCACUGCUGAUUCUUAACCCGAACUCCACUGAUAGAACAGAGCCUGUUGACUGCCUACCGGUCAAUUCACUGGAACCUGAGCAUCAGGAACCCAACUCUGAAAAAGAAGAAACCUGUGAAUCGAACAGCUUUGCUGUUGAGGAUGGACUGUGUAUUCAUCAAAACGGCACAGGAGAUCAUGUCCAAUCACAGGAUGGGGAGGUGGAGCUUGACCCGCCAGCUGUAGGAGACAUUGGGAAGGCGUCAGAUAAGGCUGACUGUUCGCAGAAGCGGGUAGAAGGCGAUUCUGUGACUUUCAGUGCCCCUUCCUGUGGAAACCAGCGGGAGGAAGCUGAUAUAGAACUCUGCGUAAUCAGUGCCAAACAGGGGGCUGCUUCACAGCCUGAUAAAGGGAACCAAGAAGAGCAGGAGGCUUGCCAGAGGAGUUUACAGACUGAAAAAGACGCUAAAUCUGGCAACCUUGAGUCCCAAGACAUGGGCCAAGCACAAUCUCAGGGUCUCCUCCCCACGGAAACUAGUCAACCUUCACAAAGAGAGGAGGAGAGCGAGGGGAGUGCUGAUCUUAGUUGGCGAGGGGACUUACCAGAGGAAAGGGAAGGGGAGAUGAGUAGCAGCCAGGAAAUAGGCUUAAACUCUAAAGCACUUUCUUCCCAUGAUCCAGAGGAAAACGGUCAGCAUGACGAAAAGUUUGAGCCCAAGCUGCCUACGGAAUGCUCGGUGGGAACAGAUGAAGCUAAAUUGACUUUAAUUCAGGUAAAUUCUGAGGUUACCUCGUCCGUACGAAACGAUGAAGCUCUUAUUUCUGAUGGUGUUGACAAGCCACAUGGUAGCCUAGAGACAGAGACAGGAAAUCUUAGCGAGCACACCAACGUCAAGGCUGAGUCAGUUUCUGGUUUGGUAACGGAUGAGGUUAGCAUAAAGCAGAACUCUGGAUUAAGCAUUUCAGAAGGUGGUCCUUUGGAAUUGUUAAGUCUCCAGCCAAACAUGGCACCAGGACCAGUGCAUAAGGUUCGACGAGGGCUCUCACCCGUUCCUGAGACUUCUCACGAAGGUCCUGCUGUGGAGCCCUUGUCUGAGACUACAGAAGUUUUUCAACAGCCACACCAAGUCUCACAAUCUUCAGAAACCGCAUUAGAAUGUCAGGAGAUUUUGAAUGACUCAGACUGUGACAUCAGUGCUGUAGCAGGGGUUUCUGUUGGCAUCAUUGCGGAGGUUGCAUCUUGCCAGAUUGCUGGGUCUCUACCUGAUGGAAGCAAGGAGGAGGAAACCCCUAAUGAGAGGAUAAACCACCCUAAGGAGAUCUUUGAAGAGCAGGAAUCAAUUAAUGACACUGUUGUCUCACCGUUGGAUGACAAAUCAAAAUCUUCUGAUGAAUCUUCUCUGCCUGUUGACUCUGAAGCCUUUAUUGUAAGUGAUUUACAACAGGAUGCGUCUACGAUACUGUCUUCUGAACAUUGCGGAGUUGAUAUAAUCAAAGGAACUACUUUUGGGGGAAAAGAUGGAUCUGAAACAUUUGUUCAGCCAGACUCUACAUCCAACCUGGUUGAGCAGAUUCCUGAGGGAGAUUCUGGUGAUACCACAAAUGAAAAUCAAAUUUGUGAGCCAGGGGAACCAUUGGUUCUAGUUUCCACUUUACAAGGUGAACCGGGAUUUAAGGAUGUUGCUCCAGAUGACACUCUACAGGAAAGGGAAAUUGACUCCACUUCACAGGACACAAUCAACAAGCUCCUUGAUCUGCCGGAAAUCACACACAAUGAUUGUCCUGAAUCCAAUAAACAGGUCCAACUCCCAGAAUCCUCCAAAGAGAGUGCAAACACACCAUCAGAACCUACUGCUGAAUGUGUGAAUGACCUUGACCUGUCUUGUGGAUCACCCCUAACAGAAAGUCAAGGCAGCAGACCUUCUGAGACCCCCUUCACUGAUGGAGUAAAGAUCUCUGCUGUAAUUCCUGGUGGGGAUGAAUGUGUUGACAUGGCUACCGAUAUGUGCGAGACGACUGUCUCCGGGGACAGCCCAUGCUCUCCCAUGGUAACCAGCAGUGGUUCAGCUCUGAAAAGCUCCUCCAUGUCUGACCCACUCAAUGCCUCAUCCUCAACAGCUGAGCUCACUUCCCCUUUGGAUAUUAAUAGUGGAUCGCACCAGGAUUUGGAACACACUUCCCCAGUGGAUAUAGACAAUGGUUUGUCUGAGGAACUGCAGCCUUCAGAAACACCUGAGAGCCUGAAUGGAUUACAUCAAGAUACACCUGAUUGUUUGAUGAAUCACAGUGAAACUCUUCAGCAGUGUGCAGAGGAACCACAUGUCGAAAAAAUGACGGAUGACAGUGCUUUAGCAGAGGAUGCGGUGGACGGACACCAAGACUCCUCAGUAGACAUAGCGAAUUCUGAAGUGAUCCACAGAGAGACGGAGAAGUUUUAUUCAGUUGAUGCCAGUCAAGAUGUUGGACUCCAGGAGAAGAAAUCCACUUCAGUGAUUUCAGAAUUCCCCCCUUCGACCCCUUCACCCGAGACCACACAUCACAAAGAGUCAGCGAGCACCAUGCGAGGGUCCGCCAGCGAUGACGACUCUCUGUUUAGCCAGGAUUUGAGCGAGGACAGCGUUUUUAAUAAUAAGGCUGAGGACAGUGUCACAGUCACCAGCGGUGUGUCCAUGUCCUACUCGUCCUCCACAGAUGACACCUCCAGCCUCGGGACCCCUAGCGCCAUCUCUCAGGCCAGCACAGAAGCUCCUUCAUCAGACCCCUGCGGGGAAAAACCCACAUCUCCUGGAGCUUCACCUGUUUCAGGAGAAACAGAGGAGGAAGAGAAAAAGGACCACUUGACAGAGGUCCUGGAGCGGCCGGCCAUUUUACGUACCUCCAUACGAUCCCUGUCCCCUUUACGCAGGCACAGUUGGGGCCCAGGCAAAAAUUCAGCGGGGGAAACAGAGAUUAGUCAACGAAGUACGACACGUGGGGAAGUGGAACACAGGUCUGCGGGCCAUAGGAGAAGCAUGAGCUGGUGUCCUUCGGUUGUCCUGCGCUCAGAAAAUGACGAAAUAAAUGAAAGGAGUUACAGCCUGGAAGGACUUGCAGCAGAGAAGGAAGGACGGAAAAGCCUUAACCAGUGCAUGAGGGAGGCCAGCCAGGAACCAAACUGUUCGUCAAAGCUGGACAGAGAAGAGAGAGGCACACCUGCAUCUCGGACAAAGUCCAUCCACUCUGGACAAAGAUGUGUCCCACAUUCACAAUCCUUUCUCACCAAGUCUGUCUCCAUGUUGGCCAUCAGUCACAAAGACCUAGAUGCGAUCGGACGGCCGCGACCCAAGCGACGAAUCUCCUUCUCCUUCAGCAUCUCGCCCAUGCUCCCCAAAUCUAAAAAUCUCUUUUCUAUUGGCUCUUCAUCCAGUGAUGAGGAGGAGGCAGUCAGACUGGGCUCAUUCACAGCCACAUCAGGAUCUUUAGAGAACUGUAUAUCAGAGGAGGACCCCGGGCCAUUGCGGAGUGACAGUGAAGGCAAAGUUGGAGGAACGAAAGUGAGCAGGACAUUCAGUUACCUCAAGAGCAAAAUGAGCAAGAAGAACAAGGAGAAGGAGAAAGACAAGAAUAAGGAGCGCGAGCGAGAUGCCAAAGACAAGGAGAGGAGAACCUCAAAUGGGCAUCUCUUCACUGCAAUCAUGACAGUACCCACAAUCCCCUGCCAUCAGUGCAACAAACCCAUCAACACUAGAGAAGCUUUCCUCUGCACCAAUUGCAAUGCACAAGUCCACAAAGGCUGCAGAGAGAGUCUUCCUGUUUGUGCCAAGGUCAAAAUGAAGCAGCAGACUGUUCCAGAUUCUGCCUCGAUGCCUGGUGUCACGCUUAGAAGUAAAACCCUCCCAGCACGGGAUCGUCCGUGGUCCACCAUCUCUGUUACCGAUGAUCAACCCGCUCCUCUCGCCCCUCCUCGGAAAAGCCCCAGCAGUAUCAUGUCUUUCAACAGCAACCCGCUGUCCAAGAGCAUGUCCAUUAAUAACAUCGCAGGACAAAUGGAAGACCCUCCUCUAAAGAAUCUGAAGUUUCUGUCCCAGUCGACCGACUCUCUUCACAAGACCAGUAAAGUCAGCGAGUCCACAGAAUCUCUUACCGAUGAGGGUACAGAGAUGAUGGAUAGUCAGCUGAUGGGAGAAUUUGAAGCUGAUGCCAAAGAGCUGGAAGCAGAUUCUUGGAUCUUUACGGUGGACAAGAAAUUCCUGAAACAGCUUAAAAAGGAUGUUAUCAAGAGGCAAGAUGUCAUUUACGAACUCAUCCAGACCGAAAUGCACCACGUGAGGACCUUGAAGAUUAUGGCUGAUGUUUACAGUAAAGGGCUACUGAGAGAGGUUCAACUGGAGGUUCAGACUGUGGAGAAGAUGUUCCCCAUGUUAGAUGACGUUCUGGACUUGCACACACAGUUCUUCUCACAGCUGCUCGAAAGGAAGAAAGAGUCGGGGAGCCAGGAAGAAGGUUUUGUCAUCCGAAAGAUUGGGGACGUGCUGGUCUCUCAGUUCUCAGGUUCCAGUGCCGAGAGAAUGAAGAAGGUCUAUGGGAAGUUCUGCAGCAGACACAAUGAAGCUGUGAACUUCUACAAGGAGUUUCAAACCAAAGACAAACGUUUUCAAGCUUUCGUCAAGAAAAAGAUGAGCAGCUCUGUUGUCCGACGGCUAAGCAUUCCUGAGUGUAUAUUGUUAGUCACACAACGAAUAACAAAGUAUCCCGUUUUACUACAGAGAAUACUGCAGCACACGAAAGAAAAUGAGGAAGACUAUGCAGAUGUAACCCAAGGUCUGAAGUUGGUGAAGGAGGUGAUUGCCGCCGUGGACAAUAAAGUAAAUGAGCAUGAGAAGAAAAAGAGGCUAAAGGAAGUGUACAGCCGGACAGACAGCAAGUCCAUCAUGAGGAUGAAAAGCGGGCAGAUGUUUGCCAGAGAGGAUCUGUUACGUGGGCAGAAGUUAAUUCACGAUGGACCGCUACAGCUCAAGAACUCAGCGGGCAGACUCAAGGAUGUCCAGGCUCUGCUGCUGAGGGAUGUGAUUGUGUUCCUACAGGAGAAAGAUCAGAAGUACAUAUUCGCAUCCUUGGACCAGCGCUCCACCGUCAUCUCUCUGCAGAAACUCAUUGUGAGGGAAGUAGCCAAUGAGGAGAAAGGACUGUUCCUGAUCACGGCCGGCAUUGAGAAGCCUGAGAUGGUAGAAGUGUACACCAGCUCUAAGGAAGAGAGAAACACAUGGAUGCAGCUCAUUCAGGAGGCCAUGCAGUCAAUGGAGGGAGAUGAUGAUGAAGGUGUGCCUAGUGAAAACGAAGAGGACAGAAGACUUCAAGAAAUCAAAGUCAAGGAGUUAAGAGAUCAGCUGCAGAAGAGGGAUGAGCAGAUCUUGACUUUACUGGAGGAGAAAGUGAAGUUGUUCAGGGACAUGUGUGACUGUGGCCUACCAGACGAGACCAGCCUUCGCAACAAAAUGCUCUUCAGGGCCACGCCCGAUGACAUCACCAAAGGGCAGCCAAUCAUGAAAGAGGCUCUAAAGGAAGUUGAGACAUUACAGGUUCUGGUUAACCACAGUCUUGGAGGAGCAGUGCAGGAUGGUGUAUGUGCGAUGGGGCCCGUGACUUUGCCACGACGGGCGGAAACCUUCGGAGGCUUUGAUAGUCACCAGAUGAACAUCUCAAAGAGUAAAGAUGGAGACAGAGAGGAGACGGAAGACUCUGCAGAGCUCCGCAGGACUGAGUCAGACAGCGUUCUAAAGAAGGCAAGCAACGCCAACCCCCUGCUCCUACUCAAGAGGAACAACGAGCAGGUUCUUCAGAGCGUCGCUCAGCUCCAUGACCUGCUGAACACAUUACAGGCUGUUGUUAUCCAGCAAGACACCUUCAUCGAGGACCAGCGGCAUGCCCUCAACGAACGCCCCCAGCCCUCUUCACGCUACCCAUCCAUCUCGUCCCUCAACUCCUCCUCUUCCUCCUCCUCAUCACGGCCCAGCUCACUAAUCGAGCAGGAGAAACAGCGGAGCCUGGAGAAGCAGCGGCAAGAAGUUGCCAGCCUCCAAAAACAGCAGGCUGCCCACGCCGAGGAGAGGAGGCGCAGGGAAAAAGAGUGGGAAGCGCGGGAGCGGGAACUGGCCCAGAGGGAGUUGCAGCUGCAGACCCAAGAGGAAGAGGUGCAGAGAAGAUGGAAAGAGCUGGAAGAGGAGAAGCAAGACCUGCAGAGUAAAAAAGAAGAGUAUCAGAGAGACCUGGCGCGGCUCAGAGACAGCCAGAAGAGACUGGAGAGAGAACGAGAGCAAGUUCAGAGAGAGACAGAGCUGAUCAGACAAACAGAGGAAUUAAAGAAGAACCGGACCCCUUCCACAACGUCUGAGGACUCCUCAAAGUUCCAGAGCACUGGUUCAUUGGACCGCGACCCCUCAGAGGUGGAGCUCUCCUCGUCUCCGUCUGCCAGAGACGUCCUGUCCCGCAUGGACUCCAAACGCAAAGGGAAGAACCUCAGUCUGUUCUCCUCCAAUUCAAGCCAGAAGGGCCAGAACAGCGAGGCGCAGAGCCAGAUGCCCAGCCGCCUGCUACAGCUGGCCAAACCCAAGGAGAAGAAGGACAAGAAGAAGAAGAAGGGAAAAGGGCAGCAGAGCCAGACUGCAGAUUCUCAGAGCGCUGUGGUUCCAGGCUCUACCCCGGACGGAGAGAUCUUUUUCUGCUGAUUCGGCCCCCUCUUCAUCAUCCACUCUCACACAAUGCCUCCAAGCAGGGCUGCUGGUCUCUGGUUGUGGACUUGUAAACCGGAGUUAGAAGCACAUACCUGUGGUCUCGAAGGGUGUCAGGCCUGGACAGGAAGUUUAAACUGAUUGUUUCCUGUGACCUGAUUUUCAGCGGUGCCUUCCGUCCCUCACGUACACUUAUGAACGCGAGCAGGGGCCUGGAGCACAAGUUUGGGGAACAGUACAUCAGAUAAACCUACCGCGGGCACUUUUUCACACACAGACUUCCUGUGAAGAUCAAAAAGAGAUUUAUAACAGCAAGCGGCAUCACGCUGAGAGACAGCUGGCUUUCCAGUGACCAGAAAAGUCACUUUCUGAAGGACAUUUGACUAAUGAAGAUACUAAUAAUCAAAGUGAGUGAACUCAAAGUGCAGUGGGCAAUGCAGUGAUUAAGUUUCUAUAUAUUUCCAUCCUUUUUCUUUCAUCCCUGCCACGUUACAAUGUCUUUUGCAGUCUUUUGGACCAGACUUGGUUUAUAUACAGUCCCAAGGUUUUAUUUCUUUUAAAAAGGUCACAAAAUACUUUUUAUGAAUAGAAGGGAUGCUUUUUGAAAACAUUUUAGUGAGAACCACAGAAAUGGAAGUGCAAAAGAGUCUAAUUAAUUGUUUGUUAAUCACUUUUCCAUCCCUAAAUGACUGAAAGGGAGAAUGAAAAUUAAUGAUUCACCCCACAGAAGUUUUUUUUUUUUUUUUUUUUUUCUAAACCUCAAUGCAAUUUGAAUCCUUAGCACUUUAUAAGCACACGUUGAGUGGGAAAAACCAGCUGGCUUUAAAACGAGACAAUCGAUCAGCUCCACUUAACUGGUAAACGGCCUCCUUUGUAUGUGCGAGGUUUUAUUUGAUAAUCUUUUACUGUACAAUAUGAAUGUUAUGUAAAUUUGUUCAGCCAAACACAAAGCUAGCUUUCUUGUUAAGCUACCAAAAGAGCGGGUGUUUUAACUGCAGUGUUUUUGAAGGUUAUUAAACACAAAUUGAGCGAGAUGAGGGAUUCGGCUUUAUGUAGGCUAACAAAUUCAAGUUGUAUUAGUCACAAAGCAGUUCUACGCUCAAGCCAGAAAUAUUGAUUUGACAGGCCAAUGUGGUAAAAGUAUGAAUAUACAUUGUGUUUGUGUAUUAAACGCCUGGUUUGUACCCUCUAAUCACUAGAUUUUUAACCAGACAAAAGCCCUUGCCUGCUGGCCAGGCUAACCGUUCUGUUGAACACAAGGAAAUAUUUUAAGAAAGGGGAAAUUGUGCAGAUAAAAAGUGUUAAUUUAAGCUUACUGCUCUGUUUUUAUUUUCUUGCCAUUAAACUUCUACCUAACACCCCUCUCUUAUACAUUAGAGUGAUGAAUGCCUCACGAUUCAUUUAUUGAUCAUUUCCCUCUGACCUCUUGGGAUCUAAUUCAUACGUCCGAGAGAUUUUUAUUAUCCAUCAGCAUAUUCCCACAGCUGCUGACGCCGGCAUUCUGCAUGCAGUUCUGUUAUGCCACUAAACUGAGAAUUGAAAUGCCUUGACCAAUAGAGGGCGGUCCGCUCUCAUGUCCUUUGUCCCUCCUGAAGCUCCACAAAACACUUCAGACUCCCCAAACACAUUGUGAGCACAGAAAUCUGAUGCUUACGUUCUUUAACUAGCCUUAAAUAUUUCCCAAAUCCUGCAGUGUUUUUCAGUUCCUUUUUAUCGCCAAAUCUUCCUUUAGGGAAACAUAUGAUUCAAGAUUAAUUAUUUCUAGCACAAUUAAAGCUAGUCGGAAGUAUUUUUGCUCAUUUAACUCAUACUGGCUAGCAUAAGAAAUGCACUAAAGAAGAAUCCAAAUCAUCCCGUUAAUGCAAACGUCUGCUUCAUGCAAUGGACCUUAUGUAGACACUAUAUUUAAUAAUAAUAAUUAAAAAAAAAAUCACAAGUUAUAUUGAUUGUUCUGCUGACACAACAUUUAAAAUACAUAUUUAAAAAAAAAAAUAUCCUGGUGUCAAAAUGUUUUGUGAAAAUUACACUGGGCUUUUAUCCCUUACAGCCUCGUUUUCAUUCACGAAAAAUUAAACAUGGCGUCUACCAUCGUUGAGGUCCGUGGUUAGCAAACUCUUGUCAAACUUUGUGUAAAAAAAUGAGCAAAAUACCACAAAUACUGUAAAUAUCUGUAAUGUAAAAAAAAAAAGAUUUUUUUUGUGUGUGUGUGUGCUUUGAUUUAAAGCUUUUUAUAACUAGCUUUAUUUAUCAGCAUUCUCUGUGUUGGAGACAUGAUAAGUGUACAUUAAACAAAUCUUAAUAAAUAACUAUUGUACAUCA